Carcharodon carcharias (great white shark) is the source of this 3228-nucleotide messenger RNA. It is a transcript of the gene st3gal4, whose product is annotated as ST3 beta-galactoside alpha-2,3-sialyltransferase 4. Lineage: Eukaryota; Metazoa; Chordata; Chondrichthyes; Lamniformes; Lamnidae. The coding region runs from base 836 to 1783 and encodes 315 amino acids. The transcript is spliced from 13 exons. The record is from RefSeq and is a predicted model, not a curated record. Gene Ontology annotation, molecular function: sialyltransferase activity. Gene Ontology annotation, biological process: glycolipid biosynthetic process.
AGAGCUGAGAGGGUUCAGGCUGGGUGUGGGAGUAAACCCUUCAUUACUCCCUGUCUCUCUGGCUGGGGGUCCUUUAUUUGAAUCCAGUCUUUGUUGUGUUUCUGCCCCCCCCCCCCCCCCUCCUCCGGGAUAUUGCGGUGUGUAGGGCUUUGUGUGUGUGUGGAGGGGAUGUGCUGGGCUAGGCUCAGUGAAUGAAGAGAGUGGAGAGAGAUCCCGGGGUCCAGGCUUGCUUCAUGGAUAAAGCCAGCUCCGCCAGAUUCAUGACUUCUUGGUAACAAUAGAUUGCAAACAGAUGCUGCAGGCUGUCAGCAACAACCAUUGUAUAAGUGGCAGGGUCAAUCUGCCAUGAAGCACGUAUGAAAAGAUGACUAUAAGAAUCCUGUGAGCACCUCGCUGAGUGAGAAAGAUGAAACUAGUUAACCUUUGGACCCUGUUAAUUUUUCCAAAUUUCAGUGAUGCACAUACAUUAAUUAUUUGAAGGCUGACAUGUCUCUCCAUUCAAGCUAAUCAAGUUUCAAGUUACGAAGGUUAACAACCUCACCCCAUGGCUUCUGAUGAAUAUUGAAUCAAAGUGCUGGAUUUGGUGUUAAAAAUUAAGCAGAGUUCCACUUAGGCAACAUGGUUAAAACCAAAACCAAAAAUUGCUGGAAAAACUCAGCAGGCCUGACAGCACCUGUGGAGAGGAAGACAGAGUUAACGUUUCGAGUCCGUAUGACUCUUCGUCAGUAGAAUUAUCAAAACCAAGCUGUUAUACCGACCAAAAGUGUUGGAGUUCUAAGGACAAGAUUGUUCUAAGAUCUUUCAGCUUCUCUUGGUUCUUACGUCUAUUAUUGUGAUGGUGAUCCUUUCCUCCCAUCUGACACUGAAGGCGACUUUUCAUUACAGUGUGGAAGAUAAACCAAGUUGCCAAAUUGGGUAUUCAAACACAUACAGCAAGCAGGUAAUAUCAAAUUUCACCAGAAACACUCAUUUAUUCUUGAGCUUAAAUGAAAGGUGGUGGAUGCAGAAAGAGCCCGAGGCCAAUGAAUUGCCGUAUGGAAUUAAAGGCAGCGAACAAUCUAUUAACAAGGUGUUGGCCAGAAUACAGUAUGAAAUGCCUGAAAGUAUAAGCAGGUUGGCUUGUAAGAAAUGUGUUAUCAUCGGCAAUGGAUACACUCUGAGAAACAGCUCCCUUGGAGAAACAAUUAACGAAUAUGAUAUUGUUAUUCGAAUAAACGAUGCUCCUGUCCGAGGCUAUGAGAAGGAUGUCGGCAGCAAGACCACUUUGCGGUUCUUUUAUCCUGAGUCAGCGGCCAAGGAACCAGAUAUCGAAAACAACCCUAGCACGCUGCAUGUGUUUUUACCCUUCAAGCAAGUGGAUGCCCAAUGGCUGAAGGAGAUCCUGUAUAAUGAAAGAAGAUUUAGGAAGGGAUUUUGGAAGCCUCCGCCCUUGAUCUGGGAAGCAAAUCCUUCUAAUAUCCGGAUCCUCAAUCCAUAUUACAUUCACCAAGCUGCUACCAAAUUACUGAAGAUUCCACUGAAGUUGCCUCCCAAGUCCAAGAAGAAACCAGUGCAUCCCACCACUGGAUUUCUAGCUAUCACCGUGGCUCUGAACUAUUGCGAUGAGGUCCAUGUUGCCGGCUUUGGUUAUCCACUGAGUCAACAAAAUAGUCCCAUUCACUACUAUGGCAAAACUACCAUGAAAGAAAUGUCUAACUCGGAGCACAAUGUCACACAAGAGCAGCUGUUUCUGAAGAAGCUGGUGAAUGCUGGAGCAAUUAAAUACCUCACUGUUAUGAUGUAAUUUUUUUUCCCAAUGAGUGGCAAGUUUUAUUUAUAUUCCUUUUAAAACACUGAUUGUGGCGUUUUCCCUGGUUACUGACUGGGGACAGUUUGCGCGUGCACUCUGUUCUGGUUUGUGCUGGGUGACAGAUGGAAUAAUCAUUGCCCUUGGCACAGUCAACUCCCUGGCAUUGCUAGGAUCAUCAUAACAAGUGCAGGCGAUUCUACUUCGCACUGAUGUAGCUGCCAAACUUCAGAUGCUAUUUUGGACACUGACCAGAGUAACUGUGGACAACAUUAGAAGUAAAGAGUCAGAAGAUGCAAGAUCUGAUUUCUCAGCCAUGCAAAGAAAAAAAUCUUGUUUCGGACACUAGGUCUGAAAAACUUGUGUUAAUUGUAAUUGGAAAAAGGACCGCGUAGACUUAACAAGAACUUUCCAGAGCUCCACUAUGCUUUAUUUUGCCACACCAGGCUAAGCAUGGAUCUCCCCAUUUUAAACUAUUUUGUUCUGUCUCCCUCUUUUACUUGUGAAAUUUGUUUAGUCUUAUUCCACUGAGAGUUGGAGCAGCAACGAAUCAACAACACCAAUUCCUAUGUGACAUUGGGUCAUUUCAGAGGGCACAUUAGGCCAGACCAGGUAAGGAUGACAGAUUUCCUUCCCCAAAGGGUAUUCGUGGGCCAGAUGAUUUUUUUUUUUUACGACAAUCGACGAUGGCUUCAUGAUCACCAUUACUGAGACUAUCUUUAUAUUCCAGAUUUAUUAACUGAAUUCAAGCUCCACCAGUUGCCAUGGUGGGAUUCGAACCCAUGCCCCCAGAACAAUAGCUUGGGUCUCUGGAUUACUAGUCCAGCUGCAUUACCACUUGUGAUGAUUCAUUCCAGUGAUUUGGAUUGAAGGAUUGGAAUCCCCUAGUGAUUAGCUAACUUUGCCUUGGUGUUGGGAAACUGUACUUAAUAUCGGCUGGUGCCAUGUUGUCAUUAUUUAGAGAGCGCACUGCCCAAUCCUGGUUUGGGCAAUGGUGGAGGGGGUCUGCUUUUUAAGAGUUAAAUUUUAGCACAUGGGUGAGAUGGUGAUGGUGUUUUCGACUGUUGAGGCAGCCAAAACUGGUGAUGCUUAUUGUGGCUGUGUCUCAAUGUAACUCUCAGCAUGGAGGAAUUGUUGUAUUUUAAGCGGCUGUAGCAAUUUUUCAAUUAAAAACUGAAUGUGGUACUCUAAUAUCACUGGACAGAGGAAUUCUUUCCAGAUCUUCAAAAGCGCAAGUUGUUUAUACAAAAUCACACUAAAUGGGCAAGUAUUGAAUAUGCUAAGUGUAUUGUACAGCAUUUCUGUUGAUUUAGCAUUUUGAAUGGAAUCUUAUCUCUAAUUUCUACCUCUGAAUGUAUUUGGAGAUUCUCAGUUUAAAAAAUAAAAUGACUUCUGAAUGUCUGAAGUUUUCCAAAGUGGAAUUCAAGUGGACAUAAAAAUAA